CGUCACUAUGAAGUAUAAGGAAACAGCGCCAAACAACUAGAGUUCCAUAAACGAAGCGUCCACACUCUACAACUCAAUUCGCAAAAUGGCGGAUGGAGGCGUGGAUAUAGAUUUAUACGCUGAUGAUAUUGAAUCUGAUUUUAAUAGACAGGAUGACUUUGGAGGAGAAAAUGUCGACUUGUACGACGACGUAAUAGCGGCGCCAACAGUGAAAACCGAGGAUGGAGAUGGGCCACCGAACUCAUCAGCCGCUCCGCACUCCCAUCCUCCUGAGGAGACAAACGGUUCCGUUCCUUACCACAACAACGCACCCAGUCACGGACAUCAUGGCCGCCGUUUUCAACUUUACGUCGGCAACCUCACUUGGUGGGCUACAGAUCAAGACAUAGCUAACGCGAUCGCUGAUAUCGGGGUCACGGAUUUUCAAGAUGUCAAGUUCUUCGAGAACAGGGCGAAUGGGCAGUCGAAGGGAUUCUGCGUCGUUUCUCUGGGAUCCGACCAGUCCAUCAGAAUGGUCAUGGAUCGACUACCCAAGAAGGAUAUACAUGGGCAGCACCCAGUAGUCACGCUACCCACCAAACAGGCUUUAAACCAGUUUGAAAGUCAAUCUAAGACGCGAUCGACCCCGCCGGGUCCUAAUCCUGGGAUGAGGGGAGGACCUCACGGUCCAGGAGGACCGCCUGGACCCCAUCCAGGAGAGUUUUUCGGUGGAGGCCCAAACGGUCCGGGUCCGAACGGGCCACGGAUGAUGAUGCCAGGCCCGGGUCCGCAUCACCAGCUGCGAGGUCCGCCGCCAGGGCCUCAUGGCCCUCCGCCGCACCACAUGCCACAACACCAGGGCCCCCCGCCGCAUCACAUGCCUCCACAUCAAGGCCCCCCACCACAUCAAGGGCCCCCGCAGCAUAGGCCACCGAUGCAGUUCCAGGGUCCGCCUCAAAUGCAGCGUACGGGUCCAGGGGGCCCCGGUCCGGGCGGUCCAGGCCCCGGGCCUGGUCCUCGUGGUCCUGAAUGGCCUCGUCACUUACCGCCCGCGCCGCAGUACGGACCCCCGCAGCAUCAAAUGCCGCAUCAGAUGCCUCCACCUCAUGCCGGCCUGCCCCCGCCGCAUCAUCAGCUGCCGCCUCAUCAGCAAGGCCCGCCACGAGGACCGGCGCCAUUACCGCAACACCCAGGUGAAUAUAACAGUGUGGGCGGAGCGCCGGCUCCUCAUGUGAACCCGGCCUUCUUCAGUCAACAGCCUCCAGUACAACCCGCCCCCGCCGUACAGCCUCCGCAGCCCGCCCCGCCAGGACCGGGAGGACCCUACGGCCACCCAGCGCACGCGCCCCCGCCCACACAGGGACCCCCGCCAGGCGCCAGGCAGCCUUAUGGAAGACCUCCAGCCAGCUAUCCCCCUACAGACGGUCGAGCUGCACACCACGCGGCGCCGCUGGGGGUUCCUCACGCGCACGCAGCUCUAGCGCCGCACGUCCCCCACGCUCCCAUCAGCGAGGCGGAGUUCGAGGAAGUGAUGAGCAGGAACAGGACCGUUUCCUCGAGCGCCAUCGCCAGGGCUGUGAGCGACGCGGCCGCCGGGGAGUACGCCUCUGCCAUAGAGACGCUCGUCACCGCCAUAUCCCUCAUCAAGCAGAGCAAGGUGGCCCACGACGAUCGAUGCAAAAUAUUAAUAUCGUCUCUACAAGACACUCUACACGGUGUAGAGACUAAGUCGUACGGCGGCGAACGAAGACGAUCGCGCUCUAGGGAGAGAGAUGCUAGAGCUCAUCACAGAGCCCCGAGACGAAGGGAACGAUCGGCUUCCAGAUACCGGGAUAGAUCAAGGGAUAGAGACGACAGGGAUCGGUACAGGGAAAGGUCGAGGGAACGCGACCGUGAGCGCGACCGAGACGCGUACUACAGGGACUAUCGCGAGAGGGAAAGGGACAGGUCUAGGUCGAGGGACAGAGAACGCACGGAUCAUUAUAAUAGAGGACACAGUCGCGAGGAAAGGCCACGUAAGUCGCCUGUAGAAGCGGCGGCGGAGGGAGGCGCCGGGGACGCGGCGGCCAAGGGUCGGGCGGCGGCGCCCUACUACGACGAGAGGUACCGCGAGAGACGGGACCGCGAGCCCCCGCCGGCAGACAGAGACCGCGACCGGGACCGCGACCAUCGCCGGGACGCCAGGCACUAGUGACGUCACACACAACGCUGUGACGUCACAGGCGCCCUCGCUACGCGCCGGAUGUCGAUUUAUACAUAGAAGCAAACAGUGACGUCACUGAUUCAGAAUCACGACCGACUAGCGUAUGACGUUAUCGUUACUAUGGAACGAUCAUUACAUUUACCUCUAACUAUGUAAUGUUUGUCUACAGUAAUCAUGGCUUGUCUUGUACGUGAGUCGGACACAGAGCUGUCUGCAGUGAAGUUUGUUUUGUGUACUCCUUUAUUUUUAACGUUCAUCAUCUUCGCAUGUUUCACCCGAUUGUAAAUUAUUGUGCAUACAUCUGUAUUUUGUGGAAACUGGAUUUUUAAGUGUGUUUAAAGGUACAAAUUGAGAUAAAUGAUGCAAUAAUUAGUCGUAUUGUCACCGAUUUAGAUGUUAUAACUCCGCGGCCGUGUUUAUAAAUGUUUUAUUACAAUAGUGACCACAAGUAUAGUCGGAAGAAAGAGGUAGUCUUUACUCCCAACUUAUAUUUCAUUUGCGGUAUGAUAACUUUUAAUGUUCGGCGAUGUUCGUAGUGCCUUAUGGAACUCGGAAUAUUUGGAAUCAACUCUUCAUAUAUAAAUUUAUUUAAAGUUAAAAAAAAUAAAUAAAUAACUUUCUAUAAUAUCGAAUAGUUAUAAUUUUUCCUAAUUUCAUAACGCAAAUGAAUUAUAACUGUUUUACUAAUGAGGGGUUGUCAUCACUUGAACGGGGCGACGUAAGCACUGAAAAAAUAAAGAUAUUUUUUUUAAUUUUUUGGUUGAUUUAUUCUAGAAUAGUCAUUGGUUUUUGAACAUUUUUACUUUUUGGUGUAGCUCUGUUCCGCUUUAGUGUAACCUUCACAGCAAAAAGAGGUUGUAUUCGUACAAGUAAAUUGCAUGAGUGACCAAGUUUCAGUUAUCUAAAUGUCCCCUUUUUAUUAUCUUAACACCGAACACAAAUUAAUGUCCAUAUUGUUUCACACAUUAAAUAUAAAAAUUAUAAAUUAUUAUGUGUAUUUCCAUUUUAUUAUUGUGCUAAUAUUUUUGCAGACAUUCAAAAUUUAAUUCUUUUAGGCACAGUGCACAUAUGUGUAAAUGUACGUGUUUUACGUAAUGGAAAUGUUCCACAUUCCAUUUUUCGAGUUGACGAAUUUCGGGAAACAUUUUAUAGAUUUUUGUUACGAGAGUAAAUCUAUAUUUGUACUGUGUUAUGUUCAAUAGGGAUUCGAUAAGUAAAAUUAGACUAUUUAGGACGUAGUUGUAAGUAUGUUUACAUGGAGCUGUUCCAUACUGAUUGACACUGAGUUUUAGGAUUUAUUUCCUUAAAUAAAUUGAUGUACCAUU
Messenger RNA from Danaus plexippus (monarch butterfly), 3507 nucleotides. It is a transcript of the gene Cpsf6, whose product is annotated as cleavage and polyadenylation specificity factor subunit 6. Gene Ontology annotation, molecular function: mRNA binding. Lineage: Eukaryota; Metazoa; Arthropoda; Insecta; Lepidoptera; Nymphalidae. The coding region runs from base 86 to 2170 and encodes 694 amino acids. The record is from RefSeq and is a predicted model, not a curated record. Gene Ontology annotation, biological process: mRNA alternative polyadenylation. The transcript is spliced from 14 exons. Gene Ontology annotation, cellular component: mRNA cleavage and polyadenylation specificity factor complex.